Molecule: messenger RNA, 6120 nt
Organism: Pristis pectinata (smalltooth sawfish)
Lineage: Eukaryota; Metazoa; Chordata; Chondrichthyes; Rhinopristiformes; Pristidae
Product: janus kinase and microtubule-interacting protein 2-like
Molecular function (GO): kinase binding; microtubule binding
Source: RefSeq, a predicted model, not a curated record
AGACAGCCCAGCUGCUGCUGAUCAGAGAAGGCAAUGUGUUUAGAUCUAAGCUUUCCAGGCCUUUAUCUUCAGUGGACUUACACAUGAUGAUUGCUGCUUCAUUGGAUAAAUGGAUGGACAUGGAUGGAUGAAGGCUUUGCACAGCCCAGCUGGUGGCAGGAGGGUGCCAGGGAAUGUGAUACAGAAUGUGCUAGUGGAUUUGCACUAAAAUAAAAUGGCAAUUUAUUCUUGAAUUAACAAGUAUAACAGGGAAGAACUGAAGAUGUCCAAGAAGGGGCGUGGGAAGGCUGAAAAGCCUGAAGCCCUGAUAGCUGCCUUACAGGCUGCUAAUGAGGAUCUCAGGACUAAACUGACUGACAUACAAAUAGAGCUUCAUCAAGAGAAAUGCAAGGUUAGUAAACUUGAGCGAGAGAAGGUACAAGAGGGAAAGCGUAUACGAGAGCAAGAGCAGCACAAACACACAGCAAUGGUCACAGACUUGAAGAGCAAACUCCAUGAGGAUAAAAUGAAGGAACUCCAGUCCGUUCGAGAGACAUUAAUAAAACAGCAUGAUCAGGAACUCGCACGCACGAUCAAAAUCAAAGACCAAGAGAUUCAACGAUUUAAGUCACUUGUGAAUGCACUGCGAGAUGGCAGCAGUGACAAAGUAAGAACAGCGCUGUCUAAUGAGGCCCGGGACGAGGCUCGGAAAGCAUUUGACUCUGAGCGCCUUAAACUGUUGCAGGAAAUAAGUGAACUGAAAUCGGCCAAGAAACAGGUGGAGGAGUCACUGAGCAACAUGAUUCAGGCAGACAAGAUAAAAGCUGGGAACUUGAGGAGUGAACAUCAUUCCCAUCAAGAGGCCAUUGCCAAAAUCAAAUGGGAGUCUGAGAAGGAUAUCCGUAGGCUGAUGGAUGAGAUUAAAGCUAAAGAUCGAACAAUCUUUUCCCUGGAAAAAGAGCUAGAGGUGCAAACUGGUUACACGCAGAAGCUUCAGCUCCAGAAGGAAGCUCUGGAUGAACAACUCUUCUUGGUGAAGGAAGCAGAAUGCAACAUGGGCAUGAGCAGCCCAAAACGGGAAGUUCCGGGCAGUGCACGGGAUAACACCGAUCACCCAGGCAGUCCGGACCUGCGGAGAAACCAACGCAAGAUCGCAGACCUUAACUCAACGAUUCGGAAACUUGAAGACAGGAACACACUGCUGGUGGAUGAAAGAAAUGAACUGCUGAAGCGAAUUCGUGAAGCUGAAAAACAAUAUAAACCUCUCCUGGAGAAGAACAAGUGCCUGUCUAAGAGAAAUGAUGAUUUGACUCUGUCUUUGCAACGCAUGGAAGAGAAACUCAAAGUGCUUACCAGAAAUGCAGAAAUGAAAGAAAAGAUUGGAUCCCAUUUACCACUGAAAAAAUUGCGCUCCUUGAAUGAUCUUGACCAAGCUCAUGAAGAACAAGAAGUUGAAUUUUUAAAGCUUCAGGUUCUUGAACAGCAGAACAUCAUUGAUGAUUUGACUAGGGACCGUGAGCGACUGCUUCGCCGCAAAAGGCACAAACGAAAUACAAAGCAUAUCAAGAGACAUGUAGUAGAAACUUGUUUUGGGUUUGAUGAAGAAUCGAUGGAUUCAGAAACAUCCUCCUUGGCCUCCUAUAGAACAGACAGGACACCAGCAACACCAGAAGAUGAUCUGAAUGAAAGUCUGGCAGCUGAAGAAUCUGAGCUCCGCUUCCGACAAUUAACAAGGGAGUAUCAAGCACUCCAAAGGGCUUAUGCAUUACUUCAGGAACAGACUGGAGGGAUUCUGGAUGCAGAACGGGAAGCAAAGGCUCAUGAGCAAUUACAAACGGAAGCUCUCAGGUAUAAAGCUAAAAUUGAUGACCUCGAAAAAGCCUUGGCUCAAAAAGGACAGGAUUCAAAAUGGGUUGAAGAAAAGCAACUGUUUAUCAAAAGAAAUCAGGAACUUCUGGAAAAGAUUGAGAAAAUGGACGGUGAGUUAAACCGGUUGCAACAAGAGGUUCAGGAUUCUCGGGAUCAGAAUGAGUUGUUAGAAUUUCGCAUCCUGGAACUGGAGGAGAGGGAAAGGAGGUCUCCUGCCUUUAACCUUCAGAUCACACCUUUCUCAGAUGGUGUGAGUGCUCUUCAGAUCUACUGUAUGCAGGAAGGUGUGAAGGAUGUGUCUAUCCAUGAACUCAUCAAACAGCUGGACAUCCUGGGAGAUAAUGGGAAUCUCAGAAAUGAGGAGCAAGUGGCGAUUAUCCAGGCGAGCACUGUGCUGUCUCUGGCUGAGAAGUGGCUACAACAGAUCGAAGGUACAGAGGCUGCUCUUCAUCAGAAGAUGAUAGACUUGGAGAUUGAGAUGGAUAUGUUUUGCAAACAAAAAGGCUACCUGGAGGAAGAGUUAGAUUAUAGGAAACAAGCCCUGGAUCAAGCAUACAUGCAUAUCCAAGAGCUCGAGGCUACACUGUACAAUGCACUACAGCAGGACACCGUGAUAAAACUCGGAGAAUCACUGACAGAGAAGCAAAAAGAUGACUUGCGAACUGCAGUGGAGAAACUGAGACGUCAGAUGCUGAGAAAGAGCAGGGAGUACGACUGCCAAAUCCUGCAGGAGAGAAUGGAACUGCUGCAGCAAGCACAUCAGAGAAUACGAGACCUGGAAGACAAGACUGAUGUUCAGAAUCGGCAAAUCAAAGAUCUGGAAGAGAAGGGUACUGGAUGGUUAAAAUGCUUCCAAGUCAGUAAAGAGUUCAUGUUGAAUCACCCUGUACCUGGGACAAAUGGAAGUGAAGAAAAGCAGAGAAGAUUAUGCCUGAGGUUGUCUGCCUUCUUUGCCAGAACCAUUACCCGAGAUUUAUUUUGCUUGAUUCUCCCUGUUGAAGGAAGUCGCAAAACACAGUACCUGUUGCAUUUAACAGCAACUGCGUUGCAAAUGAAGAGUAUUUUGAAGCAAAAUAAAACCACAUUAAUGGCAAUGAUACACAAAAAGAAGUGUCUUAGACAUGGAACCAAAGUGAAGAAAAUCAACUUAUCCCUGCUGUGCAGGGGAACGUUAAUAUAUCAGAACACCACUGCAUUCAGGACUAAAGGGUGAGGACAUCGCAGAGGGAAUAACUUACGAUUACGAAUUUGUAAUCAAAUUUCUCAGAGAAGAACUGAUAAGUGGUGAUGUACAGAACUUAAACCGUACAGGGUUAAAGGACAUCACACAGAAUUACAGGGAUUCUAUUCAUUUCUUCAGCAAUGGUAUCACUGAUGAGGGCAUUUCUUGACCAAGGAAGACAUGAUAGGUUACUAGAAAGAAACGAAGGAAGACUGGAUGACACUUGGGGACUAAAGAACUAAUGAGACCUCUGUGAGGAGGUUAAUCAUUCAUCGGGAGAAGCAUACCUGGACCCAGUUGAGCAGCUAUGGCAACAUUUAUGUGAACUGUUGUGUAAGUUUACGAUGAUUCAAGAUCCGUGCAUCUAGGUCCUUCCCUCAUAGCUGCGAAUAUAUUAACUCAUUCCUCACUAGUUUGUAGACUUUGAACAAAACUGGAUCUUAUGGGCAAUCUGAAAGCCGGUGGUAAAAUAUAAUCGGUGCCUUUCAUUAUCCCACUGUGGAUUUAAUAAUAAGUUGACUUUCUUUUCCUAGGUCUCUGAGGAAAAUAUAUGAUCCCAUUAGCUUUCCCUAUUAUCAUGGUGAAUGGAGGUGUAAAUGAACAAUCUGGUAACCGGUAAACUGUUCACAAUUGAUGCACAAUGGACUCACAACUGAGUAAACAGUAGGUUUGUUCUAUGUUGAGCUUCCUGAACUCACUCCAUUUAAUUCAUGUGGAGCUUGUUAAUGUCCUUCUUGUGGACCCCAUGAUUUACCACAGCCUAACUUAGUACUCCUUUUAGUAUGAAAUUUGGAGAAAUUCAGUUUCAGAAAGUGGAGUUCCUGUGUAGGCCCCACCCAUGUAUAUCUCAUCAUAAGGGUGGCAUUACCUCACAAGUUGAAUAAUUUGAAGAGGUUUCAUAUACAGAUGUCAGGAAGAGAAGAUGUCUUGGUAACAAGUUAGCGUGAAUAUGAGGUGAUGAAAUCUUAAGAACAGACAACUGACCAGAAAGCCAUAGAAAAAUGCUUAAAGUAAAACUUACUUGAAAUAAGAUUGAAUCAUGAAAUGAAAGGCAAUGAUUUGGUCACCUAUGUAAAAGAGAACCUUUAUGAAAGCAUAGAGGAUGUGACUUACAGAUAUGAAAGCCAUGCUUUAUAUGGUAGUCCUGGAUCCUAUUUAAAGGAUAGGCCAAGACAUUCGCAUUGGUUACAAGCACUAGAGCAUGAUGUCAACAGAACUGAAUGUGGCAAAAGUGAGUGCAAUCAUCAGCUGACACCGUUGAAUUGGUUUAGUGCUGGCAACCAAAGAUGAAUUGACCUCCACUCCCUUUUCUAGAUCUGUCUGGUUGCAUUGUGUUUCUACUUUGCGAUCUGAGAUCUGUUCCUUUCUUCAAUCUCAUUUUCUUGGUGUUGUUUGCAUUUUAAUCUUCUUCCAGCUUUGUUUCAAUAUAAAUUGGUAAUUUUUUAAUCAUUCCAAGUGCUGUUAACUGCUUUAGUUUAGGAUAGCAUUUAAAAGAAUUGCAUGGGCAUUAAAGAGACUAACUUCAUAUGUAGGAUUGGGCUAGACUGGUUGCAUCUUUGUGCAUGGUCAGACUUGCACAGCUACCUGGCAGGAAGCAGCCAAUUACAAUGCUGUUGAGUUCUACCCCUUGUCAAUGUCACAUUGUGUAAACCCUCUGUUUGUAGAGGAUUCCACUUCAGGCUGAGAGGGGCUGAGGAAUAGAACACUCAGGCCUGAAAAUGUACAUCAACAGAGUUGAGGAAGUUCUUUUGAAAGAUUUCCACCAGUCCUCAAGACAGCCUGAAUAACUCAAUGCAAUUCCAUACAUUGUCCCAAUUUACCAUCUCUUUGAAGCAAUACUGGAUCAUUUCCGCUGCAACAGUAACUCAGUGUUAAGGAGUGAGAUGUGGCUCUUAGAGUGUGGUCAAGGCUGACAGAACUUUGGCACAGUUAGCUAUCUUGAUGUAAAAUCAUAGACAGUUACAAUGUAAGAGGGGGCCAUUCAGCCCAAUGUGUCUGUGCCAGUUGAUAAGCAGCUAUCCAGCCUAAUCUCACCUUUCAGUGACUUAAUCCAUAGCCCUGCAAGUCACGUGUUCUUCAAGUACACAUUGAGGUACAGUUUAAUUAUGAUGAGAGUUUCUGCUUCUCCCACCCUUUCAGUCAUUGAGUUCCAGACAGUUAUCAACCUCCGGGUUAAAAUGUAGUUCAGAGGGUAGAGAUAGUCCAACUGCUAAUAGUACACUCAAAAGCAUUUAUAAUAUCAGAUAGCCUUGGAAAUGUGCUACAGCCAAAUAGCCUGAAUCUCAAUGCCCACACAAGAUGUGGUCCUUGGUUUUCAGACACCCUCUGCAUCUCCUCCCACUGCAUCAUAUAAAUCAAACAAGACUGCAAGAUCUAUAGUAUGUUUUGUCGUACUGAUGCACAUUCCAUUCUCUGGGGUUUAGCUGAACACCUAAGGUCACCACCUCUCUGGUACUGACCUGAAUUUGUCUCUUGAAUGCUGCAAACAUUCACAGAAGCAUUAAAAUAGCUGUACAUUUUUUUAAAUUUUCCUUAAACAGUUUCAUUUCUUAGUUAUAAAAAUAUUUGAAAAUGCAAGUAAAAAGCUGUUGACCAGAUAGUUAGGAGAUGAAAUCUCCAGGAAUCCUGAGGACCUGCCCAAGGCAGGAAAGGUGACAGGAAACUAAAAAAGAAAGGAAGGGUUUUUAUUCUUCUGCUACCUUAUUGGCCCAACUAGGGGUUAAAUCUCUGGCUCAGAAAACUUAUCAGGUGAAUCUAGGCUUUCCGAGUUUGUGACUCUCCUUCCUCCACACAAACAGGCACUUCCAGUUAAGAAUGAGUUAAUACAUUCAGCAGGAGCUAGGCGAAUGAUGAAAACUUGAAAAUAUUAUUUUGCAAAACUUAAUUAAGUAAUUAAAAUGAUGGUUUGCAGAAACUCUACCAUAGAUCCUUUGAAUAAUAUCCGAGGGGGUCUGUGAGCAGAUGUAACAAAAUGUAUUAAUGUGUAGAGGAAUAUUAAUGCCAUGUUAUGUUUAUGAACGGUUAUUUUUUUAAUUUAUUAUUGACACUAU